ACUGAUAAGGGUCAACGGCUGCUCAAGAACGGACAAAUACAUGGUGCAGAAAGUCCCUGGAGAAAGUACACUGAGUGGAUUCAGCAGGAGCUACAGUGACUACAGCUUCAGAAAAGGGCGUACCUUUUGGAGAGAGGUGCAGAAAAGAGGAAAUUAAAGGACCAAAUAACAAAGGCUUGAGAUAGUCACUGAAGCAAACACAAGGAAAAGGAACUUAAGAAAAUAAGAAGGGAGAAAAAACUUUAUCUUGUCUUGAAACAAAGGGAGAGAAAAUAUAAAAAAGGACUGCGUGGUUGCACCAUGGCAUCUUUUGGACUUGAGCUGGCCGGCAUCACCCUGGCAGUGUUGGGGUGGGCUCUCACUGUGACCAGCUGUGCCCUUCCAAUGUGGAGGGUCUCGGCCUUUAUUGGCGCCAACAUUGUAACUGCUCAGGUGUACUGGGAGGGUCUGUGGAUGAGUUGUGUGGUCCAGAGCACGGGCCAGAUGCAAUGUAAAAUCUACGACUCGAUGCUGGCUUUACCUCAGGACCUCCAGGCUGCCAGGGCACUCACAGUUGUUGCCAUCCUAGUGGGGUUGAUUGCUCUCCUCAUUGCCAUGGUGGGAGCCAAGUGCACCAACUGUAUCGAGGAGGAUGGGGUUAAAGCCAAGGUGAUGAUCUCUUCUGGAGUGGCGUUCAUCAUAGCAGGUCUGGCUCAACUAGUGCCUGUUUCCUGGUCAGCAAACACCAUCGUAGCUGAGUUCUACAGUCCAAUCGUCCCUGCUGGGCAGAAGAUGGAGAUCGGGGCAUCACUGUAUGUGGGAUGGGCUGCCUCAGCCCUGCUGGUGACUGGGGGAGCUAUCCUCUGCUGCAGUUGCCCUCCAAAGGAAGACAAACCACUGAAGUAUAACAUACAGCCCCAGAGUCGUGCAGCAUACUCAGCCGCUCCGAUGUCAGGAGCUCAAAGCUCCUAUACUAGAAGGGACUAUGUGUGAGUGGAAAAGGACAAAAACUAAAGAGGAUUGGAGGGGAUUGUAUGCUAUUUUUAUAAAAAUCUAGUUAAACAGAUACAAAUGUUAUGGUGUACGGAAUUCUAUCAAUAUUUAGGAUGACAGGAAUGUCUAUAUAGUCUUGACACUGAAUUUGCAGUUUCUUUAGGACAAUGUUUACAUAUUCUCUAUAUUUAGUCUAACUGAGCAGAUUGAAAUUGUGAUCAUGAUCAGUUAUGGCAAAGGAUGUGAUUCUUUGUCACAGCACAGUGAAGAAACAUUUGCAGAGAAAAAAAUAUUAUAUAUAUUUAUUCACAAUAUAACAUUAAUAACAUUAGUGUCUGUUGUGGACAGUCGUUAUUCUAAUGAUCAAUGUGCUAAUGACUUUGUAUAUACAAACUAUCAUAGAUUCAAAGCAGACAGACACUGUAACUGGAAUAAGUUUCAUGUGAUGAUUUUUUUGACAUUCUUACAAAACAGACAGGCUGAGUCACAGAUGUGAAACAGCAGCUGAGCAAAGUGGAGCUCACCCUCGGCUUCAAACGAAGGUCAAAAGGGUCUCAAAUGUAUGAUUUAUUAGAAUGAUAUGUAAGUAAUUUUAUUUGUUCAUUCUUCCAUAUUUUAUCAUUUGAUGUUUCUGUAUUCCUACUGUUUUUAAACUUUACAAACUUUCAUGUAUUGUACUUUACUUAAUGUCCUUCAUUUCUAUGUAUUCACCUUUGUGUGUUUGACAAAAAAUCUUAAUAUUAUCUGACAACUUUUAUAAUGCACUUGACUCCAUAAAUACAAAUGUUUUAUUUUGGAAUCUGACUUGAUUAAAAUACUUUAGGUUAAUAAAGUAAUUACAAGUAA
Oreochromis aureus is the source of this 1818-nucleotide messenger RNA. It is a transcript of the gene cldn3d, whose product is annotated as claudin 3d. Gene Ontology annotation, cellular component: plasma membrane; bicellular tight junction. Gene Ontology annotation, biological process: bicellular tight junction assembly; cell adhesion. Gene Ontology annotation, molecular function: structural molecule activity. Bases 301 to 972 code for a protein of 223 amino acids. Lineage: Eukaryota; Metazoa; Chordata; Actinopteri; Cichliformes; Cichlidae. The transcript has a single exon. The record is from RefSeq and is a predicted model, not a curated record.